Messenger RNA from Monodelphis domestica (gray short-tailed opossum), 9010 nucleotides. The record is from RefSeq and is a predicted model, not a curated record. NCBI's taxonomy places the organism in Eukaryota, Metazoa, Chordata, Mammalia, Didelphimorphia, Didelphidae.
CAUUAUUCAUCAGUUGCAGUUGCAUCUAAUGAAGUGUCUACUGUGUUUGAAUAUGAAGACAAAAAUGAAUUUCCACUAGAUGGGGUAUGCAGGAGAAUGGAAAAUGAUCUUCUCUGUUGGUUUUCUUAGGAUUCGGGGGCAGCCUAUUAUUCUCCUUUGUAUGGGGUUAGCCUUUAUUUCUUUAUUGUCCUUUAUAGGAUGUAUAACAAGUAUAAGUAUCUAAAGGGAGGGAAGAACCUCUUGGCUUAUUUCAGAAGUCCCUUGCUUGAGAAGUGAGAUGAGUUUUUCCUCUCUUUUCUUUUACAUUUAUCUACUUCAAAAAACUGAUGACUCAUAAAGCUUCCUCAAGAAUGGACAAAUGAAUACUAAUUAGGGUGGGGGGCACGCCUUAUAGUGGUUUCCAGAGGCCUUUAAUGAAAUGGACUUUGGAGGGUUUCUUUUUUUUCUCCAGAUUCACUUAGAUUGAUGUGAUUUCUUUAAUCCCUCUAAAGCCAGAAGAAAUAGUUCUGAGAGUGUUCAUUUUUCUACUAAAUACAUUGGCUUAUCUCUUUCUAGCUCAUUUUUUGAGAGACUAUGUCUUCUGAGAUCCUCAGUUAGCUUAACCUAAGGUUCCAUGACUUGAUUAGGAUGCCAUUUAAUUUCUUUGGGCCAUCUUGGUAGAAAGUCUUCGGAGUGAGUCACUUAACAGCAAAAUGACCAGUUGAUCUCUUCCCAGGUCAGGAUGUAGGCUUGAGAAUAGAUCACAGCUUUAAUAAAUUUCCCUGGUUAAUCUGAAGUCAUUAGGAUGUUUAACUAGGCAGCUCUAUGUGCAAUUUAUAUAGAUUAAUUUCUUCCUGCUAUGGGAAUUCUUUUAAAGGCAACAUAGAGACAGAAAGAACCCCAUGCCUAAUCUUUUAACCUUUUCUUCUACCCUUCCUUAUGUCUAAACUUGUGGGAUCAUGUGAGGAAUGAGGUCUGGUCCUGAAGUUGCAGCCUCCAUCUCAGCAAGGAAACUGGCAUUGUUCUGGCCAGUUUUUACUCUAUGAUUCUAUGGGUCUCACAUAAACAGAAUUCAUAUUCCUAGGGUGGAUUCCAGGCCAACCUGAUGAAGAGGGAAAAUAUCUUAAGACCAGGUUAGUAAGAUGGAUUAUCCUAGUGUUUUCUAGGAUGGGUAGGGAGAAAUUUGUACUAUCCAGGAUAUCCUUCUGACAAAGAGAAAUUUGACAAACUGAUAGUAAAUUAAUGCAAUAUUAAAUUAAAUUCUCCUUACUGACACUUUUCUUUUAGGUUCCUUCCUCAUACCAGAGAAAGUAUGCAUUCAUCUGUGUCAGUAGUGCUUGUGCUCAAUCAUCUUCUUUUCUCCCCCCAACCUCCAGUGAACUGAUUUUAGCAAUUCAAAGGAGCCUUCCUCAGGGAAUAAGUAGGCUCAUUGCUGAUUUAAAAAAAAAUACUGUGCAGGGGGCAGCUGGGUAGCUCAGUGGAUUGAGAGCCAGGCCUAUUAAUGGGAAGUCCUGGGUUGAAAUCUGGCCUCAGACCCUUCCCAGCUGUGUGACCCUGGGCAAGUCACUCAACCCCCACUGCCUAGCCCUUACUGCUCUUCUGUCUUGGAGCCAAUACACAGUACUAAUUCUAAGAAGGAAGGUAAGGAUUAUUUUUUAAAAAUACAAUGCAAAAGAGUAUGGGACUCAUAACAUUUAAAUAUCUUAGGGCAGAUGAAGAAUCAGGCUGGAGUUGGGAGAUCCUGUAUUUAAAUCUGAUCUCAAAAACUUUCCAGCUGGGUAACCCUGGGCAAGUCAUUCAACUCCAGUUGCUUAGCCCUGACCUCUAUUCUGCCUUGAAACCAACAGUAUGAAUUCUAAAACAGAAGAAAAGGAUUAAAAAAAAAAAACAAAAAAACCAAAUCCAAACCUCUAAACAUCUUAAUGGAUGGGGGAAGGAUUAACCUUUUGUAAGAAAGAGGAAUAUCUUGAAUGAUAUUAAACAUGAUGACUAGACAAGGAAGAUUUUUUUUUUCCUGAGAAGCUCUGGGGGGAAGUAGGGAAAGAGAGAGAGAUUCCCUUUUGUUGAGGUUCUGAAGCCCCACCCAAACUGUCAGCAGUUUAUUUGACCAGUUUGAACUUCCUUCAUUAACCUGGGGUUGUCCUGAGUGAGUGAUGUUGGCAACCAACAGGGUCAGGGUCUCUCCAUCAACUAAAUGGGCAUCAGGACAAGAAAAGAGACAAAUACUCUGAUAAAAAUUGAUUGCUUCUCCACAGGUCUCCAAAGUUCAAUGAGUGACCCUUGCUUCAAGACCUGGAUCAUAAACACACUUUUCACCAGGAUUUCAGCAAGCAGUUUAGGGCAGUUAGGUGUAGUGGUAGACUACUUGAUCUGAAGUGUUUAUCUUCCUGAGUUCAGAUCUGGCUGUGUGACCCUGAGCAAGGCACUUAACCCUGCUGGCCUCAGUUUUCUGAUCUAUGAAAUGAACUGGAGAAGCAAAUGGCAAACCACUCCAGUACUGUUGCCGAGAAAACCCCAUAUGGGAUCAGGAAGAGUUAGACACAACUGAAAAGGACCAGACAAAAUAACUGGCAAAAGACAAAAUGACUGAGCAAACAAAAGUUUGAUCUGAUUCAUAAUCAGGACCAAGCUCCUUCCUCACUAGAGUUGGACUGGUAACUUAAGGUGAGACAGACAUUUAUUAAAUAGAAACGGUUAAUCAGACAUGACUAAUUAUUUAAAAGGAAAAAUUCAACAUAAAUCUGAUUUCUAAUCGGGUGAAAGACUACAAGUUAGGAAGAGAAGGUGGAAAUUUCCUGAAUUCCGGAAAAGAGAUUUCCCUUCCUCCUAAGUAACUAUAAACAAUCAAGGGAGAAUGGAAACAAUAACUCACUGUUCAGAUUAGGGUUAGUUAUCAGACAUGGAUUGCUUGAAAUAUACAAUAACACUUUGCAUCAGUCUUCAUAUCUGGUCAAUGUAUCCAGAUCAUUAUGUGAAAGAUCUCUAAAGAGCAGCUACAAGCAAUUAGGCUACCCAAAUGUACAGGACUAGCUUCAAAUAAUGCAGUAAAGUCUUCUCCCCAUUUCCACAGUUAAAUAAAGUUUCCUUACAGGACCGAAUUUGAGUGUGGCCCACAUUGAAGACAUAAGGAACUGAGCUAGUUCCAGAAUUUGAGUCACAAAAUGGAGUAAUGUGGUUCACUCAAUUCCCACAAUUAACCAUUUGCUGUCUUACUGCCUUCUACAGUUUUCUCACAAUUUUCUUCAAAACCAGAAUGCCAACAAUAUAUAGUCACAGAUCAUGUACCCAGUUUAUUUCUAAUAGUCAUAGGAAGAUUGAAGAAAGAAAUGCAGGAAGAAAAAGAAAAGGAAAGAAAGAGAUCUGCCAGAGGACUAGCCAGAUUUAACAGAUUAUAUAUAAAUGCAGAAUGGGCCAGUUUACUGCUCUAUCAAUGAAUAGGAAACAUAUAAGGAGUAUUUCAAAGAGGGUUUGUACCUCUGGUUGGAAGAGUUUACCAAAGCCCUUUCCAGGUCUAUUUUGGUGCCAACCCACCUCUCAAGUGUAGCUCCAAGAAGCUGCACUAUAUGCCCAAUAGCUACAUGCUGGCAAACCAUCAGGUCAGGUGGGUUAAACCAGGUUGUGAGUAAGCAAUUCAGUCUUCCAGUCCUUCAGUGAGCUGGGGGAAGACUUAUGAAGUCUUUUUCUCAGCAGAAGGGACAGAUGAGAAGUUUGUUCCAGUGGUCCCAAAUGUGACUGAAUGUGGUACUGAGGAGUAGAUAAGAAUUUGAUUAUGCAAAAUUGAAUGAGUGAUAUCUUUAUGACUCGAGCAUAAAUUGAAUUUAAGUGAUGCAGAGUUGCACACAGUCAGUGGCCUCACUCUUUCAGAGUCAUUGAAGUCCAGUGGCCACAGCAAAGUCAAGACUAGGAUGCAGUGGAUGAUCCUGAUGUGUAGCAUCCACAGGACUCUUUUCCAUUGUGUUUAUGACUUGGAAUUAUUUAGUUGUGGUUGGACUCUGAAUAUUUAUAUAGGUGGUUGCCAGGGAUUUAAUUUCUAAAUCCCAAAAUGAAUUCUAAAGUAAAUGGAAUUUAUGGUAGUUUAUUUACAAUAUUUACAAUCAAAGGAAGAUAUUAAGGAAUGAUAGAGAAAACUCUGGCUUCUUCUGAUAUCAGUUAAAAUUUCUAAGCCCCAGCCGGGGGAAGAAAAAAGCAAGGUCCACUAAGUCAGCCUUUCACUCCUAAGGAGACAGUCUAAAUAAAUAGAAAGAAGCCUGGGUGUCUGUCUUCUAGUCACUCCUCUUGAGUCAGAGCCUCCAACUCGAAACUCAAAUCGGAAUACAUCUCAAAUCACCAAAUCUGAAAUGUCUCCUUUUAAAGAAUCUUUUUCUCUUGUGUCACCUCCCCUAAAUUUCACAUCUACCAAUCACAGCAGAUGCUUUUCUCCAGGACAGCUCACUCUUUAGUUCUCACGUUCUCUGGUUAGAUUUUCUUUUUGGGUUACUCAACACUUUUUUUUUAGUUAAAAUGGUUAGAUGUUCUUCAAAUACUGACAUUACCUUUUGUGGAUUAAUAUCUAAAAAUAAAUUGUGGAUUACAAUUCUAGCUUCACUAUGAAAGAAGAGCUAAGUACCUUCAUUGUUACAAUCAGGGGAGAUUAUUACAGUCUUCACAGAAUAAAUUGUUCUUAUCUACCCCAUCUACCGGAGGGUAAUAUUUAUACUGUUGGAGUAAAUUACCCCUCCUCUAAGUCACCAAUAGGUUUGAGACCUGUUGGUUAAUCGUGACCUGGUUGUCUGUGUGCUGAGAUGGUUUUACUGAAGUGUGAACCCUGUGCAUUCUACAGCAUCUUUGAAACCAUAGGUGAGAGCUGAGUGAGUGCAGGUAGAAACCAAUGGGUUCAGCAACCCCUCACCCCAAAGAUGCAGAUCAGCUGUGAAUUACAGCUAUUCUCAGAAAUAUGAUGAUCCAAGACAAUUCUGAAGGAUUCAUAAUGAUAAAAUGUUGUCUUCCUUCAGAAGGGCACGUUGAAAUGCAGAUCAAAGCAUACUAUUUUUCAUUUUAUUUCCUUUGGGCGAUUUUUCUUCCACAACAUGACAAAUAUGGAAAUAUUUUGCAUGAUCAUGAGUAUAUAAUUUUUGUCAAAUGUUUACUGACGCAGGAGUAAGGGAUGUCAGGGAUCACCAGGGACUGCCUAAUUGGGGUUUCUAAGGCGUAAGAAAACACUCAGGAGGGCUGCUGGCAAUCAAAUGGCACCAAUGGCAACUUUAUUGAGGGAGGUGAUGCUCUGGUGUGGACGAGCUCUUUAUUCCCUUGUCACCAGAACAACAUCAAUAUUGACAGGAGCUACAAAAAAGCUCAGGGGAGGUACAGCUUGAUCCUUACUCCAUUCUGUAGUCAAUGAAGUCCCGACUUUGUUGCUUUUUAAGAAAGAAUCAGUUUUAACUAUUGUUUGGAGGGAAAAGGGAGCAUUGGGACAUUUAGGUCCUAUUACAGCAACACAUUUAAUUUGCAUUUCAGGGAAGUAGAUCAGGAGAAGAAUAAGUAGCUGUCAAUUCCUUUUUAGUUCUCAACAUUUAACCCCAUAUUCUUUCUACAUAGAUGACUUAUGCUCUAUAAAUACACUUUUGGAAAUGUUAUAUUAAAAGUCAUUGCAGGGAAACUGGACUUUUAGUGCUCAGGCACUGAAGUUAUCAUGGAAACAUUUACCUGAGAAUUUUUUAUUUUUAUUUUUUACAGCUAGCCAGCACCCCAGGGUGAGAAAUAUAUGCUGUGGGCACUUUUAUAGAAUUUGUGAAGCUCCUUGCUCCAAGUCAUGAGAAAAAGUAGAAGAAAUACAUGUUCCUAAGCUUUAUGUUUGAAGAAUCCCAUCUCUGGAAAUGUCAGUUUCAUUCUGCCAGUUUUCCCUGUGUUCUAGUAUUUUUCUGAAACAGUGAUGAGGCAAGAUUUAAGAUGUUAUAUCAGUUGUCUCUACUUCUAGAUAUGUUCUUUGAUAUCUUUCAGCACUGGACUGAACUGAGGGAGUAAAAGAAGUUAGAAAAAGAAAUAAUGGAAAAGGAAGCUGUUUGAUUGACCCCUUAAGUGACCUAGCAAAUUUAUUACAACUGUAAUACUGUCUUUUCAAAGUCAUGGUGGAAAUUUGUUCUCUGACAAAGAGAAGCCAGGAUUCCAUCUCUCUACAGAAACAAUAAGAUACAAGUCUGGAGAAAACAUAAUUGAUUUCUAACUCAGGAAGAAGUGCAGAUCAUCCAAAUAUAUAAUUAAGGAUAUAAUUAAGUGUAUCAGUUUCCUGAAUUUGACUAAGUGCUUUAAGCUUGAUGUGGGCUGAAAUGUCCCUCAAUUCCUAUGUCAUUGCUGUAAACAAUGAAAAGAACCCAGAAGAUGCCUGAGCAGCAAAUACAGAAGAUCCAGUUCCCUUGUCACAAAGGACUAUGUUCAUAAUGCUCAAUUUCCACAAUCUGUGCCUUCUGAGUCUGGACAGAAGAGAACAAAAUUUGGAAAAGUUGCCCUGGAAUAUUUAACAUAUCAUUAGCAUCCUGUUUAUAUUGUUUGCUUCCCACAGUGGGCAAACAGAGUGAACCAUGAGUAAAGCCAUGUAGACUAUGGAGAAAGUCACAUUAGUUCCCUGGAGAUGUAAGGCAACAACUAUAUAAACAAACAUCCCUUCCUUAGAGUCCUUCCUAAUCAAGAUAAAAAAUGUUCCUAAAAUCCUUUACCCACCUUGCUUAUUAUACUCACCUUUGCUUAUCUUCUUAUUCAUUACACUAGCUAGCUAGCUAUAGCCACAUUAUUACUAUAUUUUCUUAUAAUAAACCUUGUUCCCUUACAAUGGCAUCAGUUAAUCUGAAUUGUCAGUCCUUUGUACAACACCCUAAUUAACCUUGCCUGUAUCAGACUGACUCUUAAGCCAAUAUUCAGAUUUAAGUAAACGACUUCUGUCCAUCUCUUUUAUUUCUGUCUCUCUCUGCCUGUCUGGCUCUACAAACAUUUUAACUUUCCUUUAGGGCUUUUUGUUCAUUGUUUAGUGUAUUGGGGUUAGGAAGUUUAGAGGAAAAUCAAGUUGGAUUGAACUUUGGAUUUGAGGUACUUUUUACAAUAUUUCUACCAGUCUUAAUAAACUGUUUCACAAAUUGUGACUACAAAAAUUUUCACUUCUGGUCAGCUCUCAUCCAUGCUAAAACUGAUCUGUUCUCCAAAAAGAAAUAUCUUCUCUUUCAUUGAAUUUUCAUUUAAAAAAUGGGUCUAGAGAGUUUUUCCACAGCUUAGGAUAACUGCCCUAACAGACAUUUCAGAAGGACUUUUUGUGUAGGCUUACAAACAAUAUGUUUUUAAACCAUAGACAUUUCUUUUCUCUUUUGAAUAUUUUACGAUAGGGUUUCAUACACUAAGUACUUCUUACUAUAUCCUCACCCCCAAAACAGUCCCAACACAUAUACUACCAGAUGUCAUUUUUAUUAUAAAUGUUUGAUUAUGGUUUGGGUAAACUGAAAGAAAAGGGAUCCAAUUGACAUUCAGUUACUAUGAGAAAUAUUAUGGGACUGAGGUACAUUCUUCAGACUAAACCAUUGCUAAGGGAGGAUAGUGAUGUCAUACAGCCAAAGUUCUCAGCAUCAUCAGUUUAAAGUUAUCGCUAGGCAAAGGCUAAAGAUUCUAUUGGUGAAGUGUUCAUUUGUGGUACUGCUUUCUCAUGUGAUGAGAGGGAAAGGGGAAGCAAGAAGAUUCUGAAUGCUUGUUCAUUACAGUGGGGUACCACUGGUGUCAUUAACCAUGGAACAGAAACAUUCCCAUGAGAGCACUUCAGUGGUGGAUGAUUAUUUUACAACAGAGAAGUUCCCCCUUUUCCCAGACAAAAGAAAUGUCAAUGUGAUGCUGCCAAAUGCCAGGAAUCUGCAUGUGGGGCUUGAGAGAUCCUCCAAACAUUUCCUGACCUAUCCGCAGGUCAGUACAGAAACUGCUGCCAGUUUUGUGCCACCCUGUUCCUCAGUGGUCUCCACACCGAGUUUACCAGAAUUCACCAAUAUGUUCAAUAUUCCACAAUCCAUGUCUGUUAACAUGGUCAUGAAGCAGGAAAUUCCUGGAGAGAUGUCCUUGUUUCCAGCUCCACAGCCUACUCAAUUGUUUCAGCUGCCCAUGCAAGAUUGCAAUGUGAGUUCUAAUGUCUCUGCCUUACCAACAGAGAACCUUGAGGGCAUUACUCUUGGGAAUCAGAGCACUGGAUCCACUGCUCUUUUCCAGCUUCCUAAACCCGGGGAUGAGCUACGGCUUUUCCUAAAUAUUCCCCAAGGGCCAGGAAAUUUUGGAUUUUGUGGACAAUUUUACUCUGUCCCAGGUUUAGCUCUACCCCAAUCACCACCAAACUCUCAGCCCAGAAGCCCAGAGAACCAGCUCGUGAUGAAUACUAGCAUCUCCUCUCCAUCACCUUCUGGAGCUUUCUAUGGCCUACGACUCAUACAGGCACCUCAGUUACAACCAGUUCCAGUUAACUUGGGUCAUUUGCCCUUUGGGCAUAUUAUUAUCCGGGCACCAAAAUUCAGCCAGCAAAACUACCAAGAAAUAGAAAAGAGGAGAAUUCAUCGUUGUGAUUAUCCAGGUUGCACAAAACUUUACACCAAGACUUCUCAUCUGAAAGCUCACAAGAGAACCCAUACAGGUGAGAAGCCAUACAAGUGUACUUGGGAAGGAUGCACCUGGUGUUUUGCCCGCUCUGAUGAGCUUAGUCGGCACUAUCGAAAGCAUACAGGAGCUAAGCCCUUUAAAUGCGUUGCCUGUGGCCGCUGCUUCUCCCGCUCUGAUCACCUCACCUUUCACUUAAAGAAACAUUUGAUCUAAUGGAGCAUCUUUCACCAUUCAAGGUCCCACAGAUCGCUUUCUUUUGAAAGGUGCCUCCAAAUUUUCCUUCAUACCUUUUUUUUUAGGACUUGACAAGUUUCAACAGACAUAAACAGUUCUAAAUACAACGAAAAGAACAACCUGGUUGUAUAUCAAGCUAUGAAUCUGUUACACAUAGCUUGUUGUUGUUGUUAAGAAUAUAUAUUAAAUUUAACACUAUAGAAACAAA